Rhineura floridana is the source of this 2338-nucleotide messenger RNA. RefSeq names its product eukaryotic translation initiation factor 2 alpha kinase 2 (gene EIF2AK2). Gene Ontology annotation, biological process: protein phosphorylation. The transcript has 15 exons. Lineage: Eukaryota; Metazoa; Chordata; Lepidosauria; Squamata; Rhineuridae. The coding region runs from base 197 to 1633 and encodes 478 amino acids. The record is from RefSeq and is a predicted model, not a curated record. Gene Ontology annotation, molecular function: double-stranded RNA binding; ATP binding; protein kinase activity.
UUCGGUUCUCGCGGCGCCAGGCUCGGGAAUCCAAGGAGCGAAGGAGUUUCGGAAGAAGCUCGACCCAGAGACGGGAAAACGAAAGCUAAGGUGGGCUGCUUAAAGACGCGGAAGUCGCUCGCCCGGUGUGGUCCGUCUCCAGGCUGUUCAGGAGAGAAGCCGCUGCCGAACAUCCCGCUUCGUUAGCCACACCAAAAUGGCAGACAACCAUGCUGGCCCACGUGUGUACAUGGCAAAACUUAACGAAUACUGUCAGAAAAAACGUGCACGAUUGGAUUAUAAGGAAGUCGAUGUCAGCGGCCCUGCUCAUGAUCGUGUAUUCACAAUAGCAGUUCUAAUAGAUGCAAGAAAGUAUAGCCCAGGAACUGGCAAAUCUAAGAAAGAGGCAAGAGCCCAUGCAGCACUCUUGGCUUGGGAGAUCAUACAGAAGGAACUGCAGGCAGAAAGAAGUGCUACCCCUACAAGUGAUUCUCUUAAUAAUUCCCAAGGAUCAUCACCAGAGGCAUCUGUGAAGUCUGUUCCAGAGACUGUGGAUCUUGCUGUCAACAAAUCAGAUAGUAUAAUUUUUCAAACCUCUGGUGUAUAUACAAAUGACACAGAUUUGGAGUCAGAUUGUAAGAGUGCUGCUGACAAACUUGCUAAUCAAUUUGGUGCCAUUCAACUAAUUGAAGCUUCUCCAUCCUCUCUGGCAAACCCCAAAGGUCCUGCUGUGAAAUCUAAAAGAAAAGAGACACAAUUGGCACCGAAAUUUUCAACGCUGAAUCCAAAGGAAAGAGAAUUCACCAUCAAUCAAAAGUUUCUUGAAGAUUUUGAAGACAUACAGCGCAUUAGUUCUGGUGGAUAUGGAACAGUUUUCAAGGCAAAGCAAGCUAUUGAUAAUAGAUUAUGUGCUGUCAAACGAGUCAAGCUUAUUGCUGGAGAAGAAGAAACAAAAAUUGAAGUACAAGUCUUAGCAAAACUUGAUCAUGAAAACAUUGUUCGAUAUUUCAAUUGUUGGAUCGGGAAAGACCAUCUCCCAUCAGAGGACAGCAUAAGUGAUAACAGGUUAAUGGAAGCUGACUGCCUCUUUAUAAUGAUGGAAUAUUGUGAGAAGGGAACACUAGAAAAUUGGAUUCGUACAGAAAGUGAAAAAGAAAGCUAUAAAGAAGAUGUCAAAAUUAAAUUCCAGCAAAUAGUGAAAGGGGUGAAGUAUAUUCAUUCCAAAGACUUAAUUCAUAGAGAUCUCAAGCCUAUAAAUAUAUUCAUAUCUAGAGACAAUAAAAUAAAAAUAGGUGAUUUUGGACUGGUAACAUCAGGUGUAGAUGACCUUUCAGUACAGCGGACGCAAAACAGGGGAACAGUAUCAUACAUGGCCCCCGAACAGGUGGGGAGCCAUUAUGGAAUGGAAGUGGAUAUUUUCCCAUUAGGAUUAAUUUUAUUUGAAAUGCUUUGUGCAUUUGAGACUUGUCAUGAAAGACUGAAGGUGUUGAAGAACAUAAGACAAGGCAAAUUUCCCGAAACAUUUGUCAAGAAAUUUCCGGAAGAGAAAUUCCUAAUUAAGAAACUGCUUUCAAAUGUGCCAUCUCAAAGACCAUCAGCAACAGAUAUUUUGUUCCUUUUAAAGAACUCAAAAUACACCCCACAUACUUGUUAGAUAUCUGGCAAAGCAAAAGUGCAAUAUUUUGGUCCAGAGUUGAUUGUUCCUUUUUGUUGGUGGUAAUGUCUAAAAUCUUAUCUGAAUCAAACUGUGGCACACAGCCACACAAAUUGCUUGGGCCAUUUCAAUCUGAAGGAAUUCACUAAUAUGCAAAAAACCUUGCGGUAUGACCAGCUGGAGUGUGGGAGUCUGAUCUUCCCCUCCUCCGGUGCGAUCAGCUUGAGUGUGGGAGUCUGAUCGCGCCAGAAGAGGAGAUCAUAUGUAGCGCACUACAGCUGAUCUUCCCCUCCUCCUACGAGAUAAGCUGGAGCGCGGGGAGCUCCAGCCCCCCUCCAGCUGAUUGCCCCGCUGGCGCCAUAUUAGCAGAACGCCAAAAAGCAGGGCGCCGAGAAGCAGGGCCCUACUAUACAGUAAUUAUAGUGUCAGUUUUGUAGGGUAAAUGUGGUAAGUAGAGUGAGUGAGAGGAGUUGUGAUUGGCUGAGCAUCUGGGUGAUUGAAGGUAUAAAUGAGAGAAUGACAGUUGGAGAGGGGGUUGGUUAAUUGGUCGUUGGUUCUGGGUUUUGGAGGGGAGGAUUUCUGUUUAGGCGGGUAGUGAAGCAAGUUUUAGGACUAAAAUAUAUAAAGAGAAAACUAUUAUAUGUAACAACAUACAUGUUAACUGAACUUAAAGUAAUGUUGUUUAUUCCUUGUGUUAAUAAAUAA